AUGUUGGGAUGUUGGGAUUUAGUUGUUCAUAGGCCCAACGACCACUUCGCGUCUUUCACGCCAGCGGCGCUAGACGAUGCCAUUGUGCAGGAGCAACAGCAGCGCCCUCCGACAGCAGCACCUGAUCAGGCUGUGUCUGCCGCUGUGGACACAGCUACCAGCAGCGGCCCAGCCCCAGCCCCAGCCCCGGGCCGGGCGCAACAUGUCGAGGCAGAGCAUGAGCAUUCCCUCCCGAAAUGCAGCCCAAUCUUAGAACCAUUGCCUCUCGGCUCCCGGCUGCUGCGUUUGCGCCAGAAGUCACUGCCGUUGUCGGAUAUUCGGGCUUUUGCAGCCCCGGGGGAGGAGGGCGGCGGCCCCGAGGAUCGGCGGAGCUACAUCUUGGACCUGGCGCCCAAGUUAGUCUACCAGGCCGAGCCCCUGGUGGACCUGCUGGUACGCUGCCGCUGCCACCACUACCUGGAGUUCAAGGCGGUGGAGGGCAGCUACCUCCUGCAGGACGGGGCGCUACAGCCGGUGCCCGCCAGCCGAGCCGACAUCUUCCGCGACCGCCGCCUGUGUCUGGGUGAGAAGCGCGCCCUGAUGCGCUUCAUCCAGGGCUGCUUGGAGGCACGCAGCGGACAGGGACAUCUUCAGGAGGCGCUCUCUAGCUGUCGACCACUGGCCGACAUUCUGACGGCGGAGGCCCUCUCGCAACGGCUGCGGGACGUCAUUAUGUACGGCAUCGCCAUGUGCGACACUGACCAAGAACCGCCGCCGGCGGCGACGGCCGCUACUGCCGCUACUGCCGUCAGCGGCGGCGGCGGCACUGGUAUCCUGACUGGCGCCGGCGCGGCGGCCUCCCUGGAGUUGUUCAUUAGUAGUCAGAGCCGCUUCGGACAUGAAGGAGCGUUUAUGGUGCCCUGUUACGGCAGCGGGUCGGUGGCGGAGGCGUUCGUACGGCUAUGUGCCGUGCACGGCGCCGUCACGGUCCUGCGGCAGCCAGUGCAGGCGCUUGUCGUUGCGGAAGCGCCGCCGCUGUCGUCGUCGGCGGAGGCGGCGGCGGAGGCUUCGGGAUCCGAUCCGGAUCCGAGGUCAAGCGCAGCGGCGGCGUCGGUGGCGGCGACGUUACCGCAAAGCGGAAGCCAUCUGGGCCACGGCGCAGCUGAAGGGUGUUUGGAAGAUGACGGAGCUGGCCAAGCCGCUACCGCCGCCGCUGGCGUGUGUGUGGGCGUCGUGACGGCUACGGGUCAGUUGGUGCGCUGCGGGGCAGUGGUGGCGGCGAGCAGUACAUUGAGCUGCGUGGAGGGUAUUGCUGCCGUACCCGCCGCAGCACCGCCUCAUGAGUACGUCUCCCGUGCCGUGGUGGUGCUGGAUGGCUCAGUGCUGAUGCCUGUGACCCAUGGGUCAGGCGCCACCUCCACCUCCACCGCCGGCGGCGGCGGCGGCUCCACUGCCGCCGCCGCGCCCAAGUCGCUGCUAACCUUGGUGGUGCCGCCACGCUGCCCGGGCCUGCAGGCCGGCGCCGCCGCCGUCCCCGCCGUCGCCGCAACUGCUGCUACUGCUGCUGCUGCGUCCUCGGACUCCUCCAGGGAAGCUCCCGACACUGGCGGUAGCAGUAGCAGUGGUAGCAGUAGCGGUGACGGCCUUGGCAAUCCUCAUCCAGUGCGGGUGAUCCAGGAAGGGGCGUCCACGUUUCUAUUGUACCUCAGUACGCCUGCCACGUCAGACUCGCCGUACGACGAUCUGUGGCCCACCCUGAGCUGUCUGGCCGACACGUCGGCGUUCCCUGGAGCCCGAUGGCUGGGGGAGCUGGACUUCAACGGAGGGCAUGGCAGUGCAGGAGGAGGAGGAGGAGGCGAGGCCGACGGUGGACCGCAGGGCGAUGAAGCUGGUGCUGGUGGUGGCGGCGGCGGCGGCGGCGGGCAGGUCCCGGAUGGUGUUAGUGCCGCCAUGGAGGAGGAGGAGGACGACCUCGCGAUUGACGAGCUGACGGCGGCGAUAGCAAGACUGAAGGCAGGCGGCUGGCAGAGGUUAAGGCCUGACUUCUGCUCCCAGUUGACCCAGUCGACCCGGGUUCAAAUCCGCCUGCCGACUCCUCGGGUGUUUGAGGAGUGAUGAAAUGGGAGGUGGCCCCCCAUCUUAUGGACGGUGUAGGACGUGAUAAUAUCAACUUGCGAGCUGACCAGGAACUAAGUUGAGGCGCCGUUGAUCCGCUAGAUUUGGUUGGAUGCUGGUGGUGAGUUGCCGAACCCAACGAAUACAUUCUGAAGUCGGAUGGGGUGACGGAUUAGGGUGCCCCUCUAGCAGGGGAGAGCAGGGACUGCCCCGGGAAAGGGGGCCGCUGGCGAAGUUAACCACCCUGUAACAACAUACAUGCAUGC
Volvox carteri f. nagariensis is the source of this 2360-nucleotide messenger RNA. RefSeq lists its product as uncharacterized. The transcript has 9 exons. Gene Ontology annotation, molecular function: GDP-dissociation inhibitor activity. Lineage: Eukaryota; Viridiplantae; Chlorophyta; Chlorophyceae; Chlamydomonadales; Volvocaceae. The coding region runs from base 1 to 2094 and encodes 697 amino acids. Gene Ontology annotation, cellular component: cytoplasm; nucleus; cytosol. Gene Ontology annotation, biological process: vesicle-mediated transport; protein geranylgeranylation; small GTPase-mediated signal transduction. The record is from RefSeq and is a predicted model, not a curated record.